Molecule: messenger RNA, 7661 nt
Organism: Bombyx mori (domestic silkworm)
Lineage: Eukaryota; Metazoa; Arthropoda; Insecta; Lepidoptera; Bombycidae
Product: ABC transporter
Exons: 25
Coding region: 3392-7486 (1364 amino acids)
Biological process (GO): transmembrane transport
Cellular component (GO): membrane
Molecular function (GO): ATP hydrolysis activity; ATP binding; ABC-type transporter activity
Source: RefSeq, a predicted model, not a curated record
UCAAGUACCUGGGCGUUACCCUGGAUGCAUCGAUGACAUUCCGCCCGCAUAUAAAAUCAGUCCGUGACCGUGCCGCGUUUAUUCUCGGUAGACUCUACCCCAUGAUUUGUAAGCGGAGUAAAAUGUCCCUUCGGAACAAGGUGACACUUUACAAAACUUGCAUAAGGCCCGUCAUGACUUACGCGAGUGUGGUGUUCGCUCACGCAGCCCGCACACACAUAGACACCCUUCAAUCUCUACAAUCCCGCUUUUGCAGGUUAGCCGUCGGAGCUCCGUGGUUCGUGAGGAACGUUGACCUACACGACGACCUGGGCCUCGAAUCUAUACAGAAAUACAUGAAGUCAGCGUCGGAACGGUACUUCGAUAAGGCUAUGCGUCAUGAUAAUCGCCUUAUCGUAGCCGCCGCUGACUACUCCCCGAAUCCUGAUCAUGCAGGAGCCAGUCACCGUCGACGCCCUAGACACGUUCUUACGGAUCCAUCAGAUCCAAUAACCUUCGCACUAGACGCCUUCAGCUCUAGGAGCAGGCUUAGGGACCUCGGUAACCGUACUCGUCGAACUCGACAAAGAGUUCGCCGUGCAACCUAACACAUGAAUCAGCUCGCUGAGUUUCUCGCCGGAUCUUCUCAGCGGGUCGCGAUUCCGAUCCGGUAGUAGAUUCAUUCGCGAAGCAGCUAGUCUUGAGUUGUUAGGUCUCCUUCGGAGGCGCUCGGGUAGCUGUUAGCAAAUCCCACCCCUCCUGGCUGAGCCUUUGCUCGCCCACCUGUCCUGGUGAAACUGGAAAGGCCUCCGGGCCACCAGUAAUCAGUCAAUCAUAAAAAAAAAAAAAAAAGCCGUCGAAAGCCGUAAUUCUAAUUCUGCGCGUUUAUUUAAACAUGAAACUAGUGAAUUCUGAUCCAAGCUAUUAAUGUGUUUGUUAAUUCUUUAAUAAUUAUUAUUAAUUAUGGGCAGAUAAAGGCUGAUGAUGAUGAUGAUGAUGACGAUGUUAAAACUGUUAAUCUGUCUCUAAUGACGCCUCUUUUUUUAGCUUAUUAUACAUUUCAUAGAGGGUCAUUGCUUUUUCAUAGAGGGUCAGAAUUUGGACUUUUGGGAGAUUUUUCUGGAAUAAUAAAUUUUUCGGUACUCAUUUUGGUGGGUGAUAGAAAAACACUGGAAUUUGCAGAUAGAACGCUAUUAGGUAAGCAGGAUGGGAAGGAAACUAGUGGCCUUCUUACCGAAAUACACCGUUUGCGAUGCUGAUCACUCUGUUCUCUGGCGUUUGGAAGCUGAUCCGUCUUCGUAUAGUGGGUGAAAUUAUCCGGCUCAAUGGACCAAUGUUGGCGAGGAAGAGGAGGCAAGCAAUGGUGUACAAACGAAAUGAAUAUUUUAUUUUUCCUUCCAAGUUAUGUUUUAAAAUAACGGCCGUGACGAUAUACAGGUGUUAUGCGUAAGGUUGUUGCGAGAGAAGUGCGUGCGGUGGCAGUAGUGCUCGUUGACCGAUUUCUUUUUGUUGGUAGUAUUGGGCACACAGACAGCAUAUUUUGAUUGAUAGAAAGACAAAAGUAUUGAUGUUAAAAAAAAAAAUAUUAACUUUCUGUAAACUAAAAGGUAACUUCACAGAUAAAGACGUAAUAUUUUAGAACUAAUUCAAAAGAAUAAGAGACAAUUAGCUGGUAAAUAGUACAUAAAGGCUUAUCGGCUAGCAGUGAAACUGUUUGAAAAAUAAUCGAAGUAUUGCAUGCAACGAACGUGUUAAAUUAAACAAAUUAGGAAAUCAUAUACUUAUAAAAGACCUUGAAAAUAUUAAAAAAAAAAACAGCUCCAUAUUUUUCUCUGUAAUUAUUUUGAACUGGUUAAAAUGAAAAAUAUAUUUACGAAUUAAUAAUUGUUGUUUUUAUUAACGAUAUCGUCAUUUAAUUGCAAUUUUGAAAACAUGAUAUAAUAAGUAGUGUGACAUGAUCCUUUUGGUUAAGACCAUACCAUAUAACUAUAUGUAGGUAUAUUACUCUUUUAUUUGUAUUCCGUAUCGACCCAAUACAGACCACAUAGUAUAUUUUAUUGGGUACAAAUCACUUUUAGCUAAUUAAGUUUUUCAGGUUUUAAUUUUGUACGCGAUGUCAUUCCUUCAUUAUAGAACUCAUUCGUGAAAAUUAGUUACGUUCAUUAUUCUUUAGAAAAAAUAUAGUACCUGACUGCGGGAUUUGAACACCGACGUACAUACCUACAUAGUUGCAUCGCUAAAAGAGUACACUUGGCUUCUUAUCCUUGAGCCAAUAAUAAUUUUUAAGAUAUUGCAUUAUUUGUUCAAAUGUAAUUGAAGAUAUUUUGAAUAAAUAAACAAUGAAGUUUCUAGAUUAAAAUUUAGUAAUUUAUGUAUUAAGCAUAAAUGCAUGAAAUCCUUUGAAUUUUUUUCCAAUUUGCAUGAAAAUACUUUGGUGACGACUUAAGAUUACCAUUUUAAUUUGUAACGGAAUAGAGUAUAAUAAUGAAAAGUUUAUUUUGUAUUUAAUUUUUACAUGUACAUUACUGACAUUAUUUCUUUAAAAAGUUUUAACGAACAUGAAAUUUUGUUGAGAUUGAGCCAUAGCUAAGCGCCGGAAUGUAAUCUUAAGAGUUGUUAAUGGAUCGUUUCAAACUGAGGUGAACUUUAUUUAAAUGAUAAUUCUCGACGUUCGGUUUUAAAUUACUUAACACACAUAAUUCAGCAACUCAAGUUUUUGUCGUUGUAUUUAUUAUUCUGUUUCCAAAAAUGUUCUUCUCAGUCGGACAGUCUUGUCAGAGUGGUCGUGGUUGCGUUGACGCUGUAUGGGCAGUAGGACCUGUUAGGUCGCCCAUGCUCCCGACAACCGCCCUCCAGGCAAAGCGCUUCCAGGUCUGGCGGUUCGAAGCGUUACGAGUACAUUCGACCAUAGUGGACUCAGUCAGACCAAUAAUGUUAUUUUCAAUCUAUUAAUGUGAAUGAUGAUGAUAAGUAUGUCUACUAAAUGUCAUAUUAUAACAAACAUAUACACUUUAUUUUAUGCCAUUUAUAAUUUUUACUCUAAUUUGUUAUAUUGAAUGUAGAAAAUAAUAAAACUAUCUGGAAUUCAGGACGUACAUUUUUUUAUAAACACAUUUUUUACACAUAAACACAAUUUAAAAUGGGCUCUAUCGAUCGAUUAAAGAGUAAAUGUGGAAACGACGUAACCUUAUCAAUAAAUACCGAUAAUUUAGAUUACACCCAAUAUAAUAGUGUGUGGCAAAUAAAUUAUCACUAAGCGUGUACAGUCAGUUUUCAUUUGUGAAACUACACAGUUCGAACUCCGCGUUUUCUGAGAACACCGGGGCUAAUGGCUUAUGCUUAAUUCGUAAAUAAUUAAUUUAUAAAUUAAUAGUUAAUUUAGGUGGUGUCGUUGUUGAACUUUGAUCUAAACAUGGGUGUUGGAAGUGAAAAAGUUGAUGAGAAGAAAAAGAAAAAACAAUUGCCUACGAUGAAAGAGCCUCCCGGAGCGUUUUCUCGUUCGUUAUUCUGUUGGAUGUUUCCGUUGUUUUAUAGAGGGAACUACAGGGAUUUAGAAGAAGAAGACUUAGUUCCGCCUAAAAAUCAAUACAAUUCGAAACUAGUCGGAGAUCAGCUAGAAAGGGCAUGGUUAUUGGAGGAGCAUAAUGCACGAGCAGCCGGUAGAGACCCAUCACUUAUUAAAGUAUUGUUCAAAACAUUCGGAUGGUCUUUUUUGCCUGGCGGUAUUUUGCAAUUCGGUUUUGCGAUUUUACGUAUUAUAACACCUCUGUUAUUUGGAGAGCUGCUCACGUAUUGGACAGUGGAUCCGCCUAUUACGCAAAUGGAAGCGGUAUACUACGCACUCAGUAUGAUAAUCAUUAACUGGAUUGCAGCCUAUCUGAACCAUCACGGCAAUUUAUUUUGCUCCCAAUUCGGAAUGAAACUUAGAAUUGCUACAAGCUCUUUGAUGUUCAGGAAGGUAAUGCGCAUGAACAAUGGUGCUUUAGGAGACACGACGGCCGGGAAAGUAGUCAAUAUACUUUCAAACGACCUGCAAAGAUACGACAAUGCCUUUAUAUUCUUGCAUUUCGUUUGGAUCAUACCCAUACAGUUGGUUGCUGUCUGCUAUCUGGGCUACCUUCAAGCUGGUGUUGCAGCUCUCAUUGGCUUAGCUUCCCUUGUUGUCAUAGCACUCCCUAUUCAAGGUGUGCUCGGAAACAUUGUGGGAAAAGUUCGCGCCCGGAAUGCUGUAAAAACCGAUGAGAGGAUCAAAUUAAUGAGCGAAGUCAUUAGCGGCAUUCAGGUGAUCAAAAUGUACGCAUGGGAAGUACCGUUCCAAAAAUCGGUGGCUGAGAAACGUAGCGACGAGCUAAAAGAAGUCCGUACAGCGACUAUACUGAGAACCAUAUUCCUUGGCUUCAUGAUAUUCACAGAGAGGGCUGCACUUUUCAUAACAAUACUUACUUUUAUAUUAUUGGGUAAUGCAUUAAGUGCCACUGUGAUUUAUCCCUUACAACAAUUCAUGAACGCUGCACAACUCAAUAUCACAUUGAUUCUACCUCUCAUUCUGACUUUCACUGCCGAAUUAAUGGUGUCUCUUCGACGAGUUCAGGAGUUUCUCGUCGCAGAGGAUCGGCCAGAUUUAGUGAAGCGAGAUUCAUUGAUGCCUGCUGGUUCGAACAUAUUCCGUAAUGUAACUGGAAGUUUCCGUAAAUCUGAGCCAACUGUUAGACCGCUAUCGUACAGCCAGAAAACCGAAAUAUUACCUACCGACUUCAACUCUAGCAACAAUCUGGUAAAACGUAACAAUUCAAGACUCUUAAGACGCAUGUCUCAUCUGGACGACACGGCCGUGGUGUUACACGAUGUCUCCGCUAGCUGGACAGGCGACCCAAAUUUCUUAGCUAUCAAGAAUAUCUCAAUGAAACUCCGCAAAGGGAAACUAUGCGUUAUCAUUGGCGCCGUCGGGUCUGGGAAGUCUUCAAUUCUGCAACUGCUUCUAAAGGAAUUGCCUCCGGCCACUGGCACAGUUUCAAUCUAUGGAAAGGUUUCGUACGCCAGCCAAGAGGCGUGGCUUUUCCCUAGUACCGUCCGGGAAAACAUACUUUUCGGUUUACCGUUUGAGCCGGAAAAAUAUAAGAUGGUUUGCAAAGCAUGUGCAUUGGAAAAGGACUUUAAACAAUUCCCAUACGGAGACCAGACGUUGGUGGGAGAGAGAGGGGUGUCACUAUCGGGAGGACAGCGGGCCAGAAUCAAUUUAGCUCGUUCUGUCUACAGAGAGGCCGACAUCUACUUACUGGACGACCCGCUAUCUGCAGUUGACGCGAAUGUGGGGAGACAGCUUUUUGAAGGCUGCAUAAAUGGAUACCUUCGACAACGCACGAGGAUACUUGUCACGCAUCAGAUACACUUCCUCAAAGCUGCUGACUACAUUGUCGUCAUGAACGAGGGCCGCAUCGAGAACAUGGGAACAUUCGAUGAGCUCACCGCCGCAGGCAAGGCAUUCUCCUUGAUGUUAUCUUCGCUACAAGAAAACAAAGAAAAAGACACCGAAAGUUUGGGAUCACGGGGCAAAGAAGAAAAAGAAAAUCCGGUUUUAUUUAAAAAUCAAUUGUCUAUAAUUGAGACUGAUGAUUUAGAGCAAUUUGAAGCUCAGAAGAUGGCCGACGAAGAGCGCCAGUCCGGUAAUCUAAAGUGGUCAGUGAUCGCGGCAUACUUCCGAGCCGGAGGAAACAUCUGUUUUUUGUUGUUCACCUUUUUGCUGAUCAUCCUGACAGCGGCUUCCUCGGCUGGCGCUGACUACUGGAUCAGUUACUGGACGAAUGCAAUGGCAGCGUAUGACGAAGAGUUAGCAGGUGCUGAAGUGGAUACAGGCCUAGAUGUUCAAGUGGGACUGUUCACGACCGGCCAAUAUCUCAUGAUUCACGGAGCCAUAGUAUUAGUUACGAUUUUCAUAACCAAUAUAAGAGUUAUUCCUUUCGCGGAGUUGUGCGUCACCGCUUCGAGUAGACUCCACAACAGCAUGUUCUCCACAAUGAUCAAAGGCAUCAUGAGGUUUUUCGAUACGAGCUCUUCAGGGCGUAUUCUCAAUCGUUUCACUAAGGACAUGGGAGCUUUGGACGAGAUAUUGCCGAGGACUCUGUUGGACGUGCUUCAAAUCUACGCCACUCUUGGAGCUAUUCUCGUUUUGAACGCAAUCGCACUGUAUUGGACAUUGAUUCCUUCUGUUAUACUUCUGACUUUGUUCUACUUCUUUGUCAAAGUCUAUCUUAAAACCGCACAAAGCAUUAAAAGAUUGGAGGGAACAACAAAAAGCCCGGUGUUUGGCAUGGUGACGUCAUCGCUAAACGGUAUAGCUACAAUCAGGUCUUCGGGAGCGGAGGACCGAUUAAUCAGCAACUUCGAUGUACUUCAGGACUUACAUUCAUCCGCCUGGAACGGUUACUUGGGCGGAGGCACCACUUUUGGUUUUUAUUUGGACACGAUGUGCCUCUUAUAUCUCACUACCGUUAUUUUAGUGUUCAUCUUUAUAGACUUUGGUAACGUCAUUGCCGUGGGAAGUGUCGGUCUGGCAGUAACACAGAGUAACACGCUGACGGCCAUGUUGCAACACGGAGCUCGGAUGCUGGUAGAGUUCCUCGCCCAGCUUACCAGCGUCGAGAGAGUACUAGAGUAUACUAAAAUUGAAUCGGAGAAGAAUCUUUUUGAAGGACAAAAACCGAUGCCCCCAACUUGGCCGGCGCAUGGAAGAAUUAUUAUGGACAAUGUCAGCUUACAGUACGCUCCCGAAGAAGAAGCAGUGCUGAAAAACCUCAACAUCGUUAUUGAAAGUGGAUGGAAGGUCGGUAUAGUCGGCAGGACUGGAGCAGGAAAAUCCUCACUGAUAUCCGCCUUGUUCAGAUUCGCGUAUAUCGAUGGCUCUAUAACUAUCGACGGGCUCGACACUUCUGUUAUAUCGAAACAGGGACUCCGAUCAAAAAUCUCGAUAAUUCCGCAAGAACCGGUAUUAUUCUCUGCGACUAUCAGAUACAACUUAGAUCCGUUCAGCGUGUACAGUGACGACGAGCUUUGGAGGGCGUUAGAACAGGUGGACAUGAAAGCGGCCGUUCCUUCGUUGGAUUUCAAAGUGACAGAAGGUGGAUCUAACUUCUCCGUGGGCCAAAGACAGCUGAUGUGCUUGGCACGAGCCAUACUCAGAUCCAAUAAAAUUUUAAUUAUGGACGAGGCCACAGCCAACGUUGAUCCUCAAACGGAUAAUUUCAUUCAGCAGACUAUACGGCGUGCUUUUGCUUCAUGUACCGUAUUGACUAUUGCACAUCGCUUGAACACGAUCAUGGAUUCGGACCGAGUUCUGGUAAUGAGUACCGGAGAGGUGGCAGAAUUCGAUCAUCCAUACAUUCUUAUGUCCGAUCCCAAUAGUCACCUUUCUAGUAUGGUACGAGAAACGGGCGAGAAGAAUAGCUUAAAGUUAUUUGAAGUUGCCAAAGAUGCGUAUUUCCAAAGUAAUCUGAAAGAAAACAUGAGAUGAUGCUUUUAUAUAGAAGAUCGUUAGUUUUAAUUAAAUAGCACUUUUAAUAACCUACCGUUAUGUCUAUAAUAGUCGAAUCACAACACAAUGGGUAUCUUAAGUUUAGUUUAGAUAGCCUAAUUUAUUAAGGGCGUUCAGCCUAAUAUUGAGUUGUAAUAAAAUAAAUGUUUACCAA